Messenger RNA from Puma concolor (puma), 5406 nucleotides. Lineage: Eukaryota; Metazoa; Chordata; Mammalia; Carnivora; Felidae. The record is from RefSeq and is a predicted model, not a curated record.
AUGAGCGCAAACUUCAUCCUGGACGGGCCCGCUCAGACCAACGGGCAGUGCUUCAGCGUCGAGACGCUGCUGGACAUCCUCAUCUGCCUGUACGAUGAGUGCAACAACUCUCCGCUCCGAAGGGAGAAGAACAUUCUCGAAUACCUGGAGUGGGCCAAACCAUUUACUUCUAAAGUGAAACAGAUGCGUCUACAUAGAGAAGACUUUGAGAUAUUGAAGGUGAUUGGUCGAGGAGCUUUUGGAGAGGUUGCUGUAGUGAAACUAAAAAAUGCAGAUAAGGUAUUUGCCAUGAAAAUACUGAAUAAAUGGGAAAUGCUGAAAAGAGCUGAGACAGCAUGUUUUCGUGAAGAAAGGGACGUGUUAGUGAAUGGAGAUAAUAAAUGGAUUACAACCCUGCAUUAUGCUUUCCAGGAUGACAAUAACUUAUACCUGGUGAUGGAUUAUUAUGUUGGUGGGGAUUUGCUGACUCUGCUCAGCAAAUUUGAAGAUAGACUGCCUGAAGAUAUGGCUCGGUUUUACCUGGCUGAGAUGGUGAUAGCAAUCGACUCCGUUCAUCAGCUGCACUACGUACACAGGGACAUCAAACCUGACAACAUAUUGAUGGACAUGAAUGGACAUAUUCGGUUAGCAGAUUUUGGUUCUUGUCUGAAGCUGAUGGAAGAUGGAACGGUCCAGUCUUCAGUGGCUGUUGGAACUCCAGAUUAUAUCUCUCCUGAAAUCCUUCAAGCCAUGGAAGACGGGAAAGGCAGAUAUGGACCUGAGUGUGACUGGUGGUCUUUGGGCGUCUGUAUGUACGAAAUGCUUUAUGGAGAAACACCAUUUUAUGCAGAAUCUCUGGUGGAGACAUAUGGAAAAAUUAUGAAUCAUAAAGAGAGGUUUCAGUUUCCAGCUCAAGUGACCGACGUGUCUGAAAAUGCUAAGGAUCUUAUUCGAAGGCUCAUUUGCAGCAGAGAACACCGACUGGGUCAGAACGGCAUAGAAGACUUUAAGAAACACCCCUUUUUCAAUGGAAUCGAUUGGGAUAAUAUUCGAAACUGUGAAGCACCUUAUAUUCCAGAAGUUAGUAGCCCCACAGAUACAUCCAAUUUUGAUGUGGAUGAUGAUUGUUUAAAGAACUCUGAAACGAUGCCCCCCCCCACACAUACCGCCUUUUCUGGCCACCACCUGCCGUUUGUUGGUUUCACAUACACUAGUAGCUGUGUUCUUUCUGAUCGGAGCUGUUUACGAGUGACAGCCGGGCCCGCUUCCCUCGACCUGGAUGUCAACGUUCAGAGGACUCUGGACAACAACUUGGCCACGGAAGCUUAUGAGAGAAGAAUUAAGCGCCUUGAGCAGGAAAAACUUGAACUUAGCAGAAAGCUUCAAGAGUCAACACAGACUGUUCAAGCACUGCAGUAUUCAACUGCUGACGGUCCGCUCACGGCAAGCAAAGAUUUAGAGAUCAAAACCUUAAAAGAAGAAAUUGAAAAACUAAGGAAACAAGUAAGAGAAUCGAGUCACUUGGAACAGCAACUUGAGGAAGCCAACGCUGUGAGGAGAGAGCUAGAUGAUGCUUUUAGGCAAAUCAAGGCUUAUGAAAAACAAAUCAAAACACUACAACAAGAAAGGGAAGAAUUAAACAAGGAACUAGUCCAGGCUAGUGAGCGAUUAAAAAACCAGUCCAAAGAGCUGAAAGACGCACACUGUCAGAGGAAACUGGCCAUGCAGGAAUUCAUGGAGAUCAAUGAGCGGCUAACAGAGUUGCACACCCAAAAACAGAAACUUGCUCGCCAUGUCCGAGAUAAGGAAGAAGAGGUGGACCUAGUGAUGCAAAAAGUUGAAAGCUUAAGGCAAGAACUGCGCAGGACAGAGAGAGCCAAGAAAGAGCUGGAAGUUCAUUCAGAAGCUGUGGCUGCUGAAGCAUCUAAAGACAGGAAAUUGCGUGAACAGAGCGAGCACUAUUCUAAGCAACUGGAAAAUGAAUUGGAGGGACUAAAGCAAAAACAAAUUAGUUACUCACCAGGACUGUGCAGCAUAGAACAUCAGCAAGAGAUCACCAAACUAAAGACUGAUUUAGAAAAGAAAAGUAUCUUUUAUGAAGAAGAAUUGUCUAAAAGAGAAGGAAUACACGCCAAUGAAAUUAAAAACCUGAAGAAAGAACUUCAUGAUUCAGAAGGCCAGCAACUUGCUCUCAACAAGGAAAUUUUGAUUUUGAAAGACAAAUUGGAAAAAAACAGGAGAGAGAGUCAAAGUGAAAGGGAAGAAUUUGAAAACGAGUUCAAACAACAGUACGAAAGAGAAAAAGUGUUGUUAACUGAAGAAAAUAAGAAACUGACAAGUGAACUUGAUAAGCUCACCACCUUGUAUGAGAACUUAAGUAUACGCAACCAGCAGUUAGAAGAGGAGGUGAAAGACCUGGCAGACAAGAAAGAAUCGGUUGCGCAUUGGGAAGCUCAAAUCACGGAAAUCAUUCAGUGGGUCAGUGAUGAAAAGGACGCACGAGGGUAUCUGCAGGCCUUAGCUUCUAAAAUGACUGAAGAGUUGGAAGCUUUAAGAAAUUCCAGCCUGGGUGCACGAGCAACAGAUAUGCCCUGGAAAAUGCGUCGUUUUGCAAAACUGGACAUGUCAGCUAGACUGGAGUUGCAGUCGGCCCUCGAUGCAGAAAUAAGAGCUAAACAGGCCAUCCAAGAAGAGUUGAAUAAAGUUAAAGCAUCUAACAUCAUCACAGAAUGUAAACUGAAAGACUCCGAGAAGAAGAACUUGGAGCUACUAUCAGAAAUCGAGCAGCUAAUAAAGGACACUGAAGAGCUUAGAUCUGAAAAGGGUAUAGAGCACCGAGACUCACAGCAUUCUUUCUUGGCAUUUUUGAAUACGCCUACCGAUGGUCUGGAUCAACUUGAAGAUUCCUUUUCUUCUUCCUCAUCUUCACUGAUUGAUUUUUUGGAUGACCGCUCUCCGUCCUGCACUCCAGCUAGCAAAGGCAGACGUACUGUAGACAGUACUCCUCUUCCUGUUCACACACCGACCUUAAGGAAAAAGGGAUGUCCUGCUUCAACUGGCUUUCCAGCUAAGCGCAAGACUCAUCAGUUUUUUGUCAAAUCUUUUACGACUCCAACCAGAUGUCACCAGUGCACCUCUCUGAUGGUGGGUCUGAUAAGACAGGGCUGUUCCUGUGAAGUGUGUGGAUUCUCGUGUCAUAUAACGUGUGUAAACAAAGCUCCAACUGUGUGUCCGGUCCCUCCUGAGCAGACAAAAGGUCCUCUGGGGAUAGAUCCACAGAAGGGAAUAGGAACAGCAUAUGAAGGUCAUGUCAGGAUCCCUAAGCCAGCAGGAGUGAAGAAAGGAUGGCAAAGAGCAUUGGCUGUGGUUUGUGACUUUAAGCUCUUCCUGUACGAUGUUGCUGAAGGAAAAGCGUCCCAGCCCAGUGUUGUUGUCAGUCAGGUGAUUGACAUGAGGGAUGAGGAAUUUUCUGUGAGUUCAGUCUUGGCCUCUGAUGUAAUUCAUGCAAGUCGGAAAGAUAUACCCUGUAUAUUUAGAGUCACAGCCUCCCAGCUCUCGGCGUCAGACAGCAGGUGUUCGGUCCUGAUGCUCGCGGAGAGCGAGAGCGAGAGGAACAGGUGGGUGGGCGUGCUCAGCGAGCUGCACAAGAUUUUGAAGAAAAACAAGUUCCGAGACCGCUCAGUCUACGUCCCCAAGGAGGCUUAUGACAGCACUCUGCCGCUCAUUAAAACCACCCAGGCGGCUGCGAUCAUAGACCAUGAAAGGAUCGCGUUGGGAAAUGAAGAAGGGUUAUUUGUCGUGCACAUCACGAAAGAUGAAAUUAUCAGAGUCGGUGACAAUAAGAAGAUCCAUCAGAUUGAACUCAUUCCAAAUGAUCAGCUUGUUGCUGUGAUCUCAGGACGAAAUCGUCACGUGCGCCUUUUUCCCAUGUCAGCUUUGGACGGACGAGAGACCGAUUUUUACAAGCUGGCAGAGACGAAAGGGUGUCAGACCAUAACUUCUGGCAAGGUGUGCCACGGAGCUCUCACGUGCCUGUGCGUGGCUAUGAAAAGGCAGGUCCUCUGUUACGAACUAUUUCAGAGCAAGACCCGUCACCGAAAAUUUAAGGAAAUCCAAGUCCCGUGUAACGUGCAGUGGAUGGCCGUCUUCAGCGAACAGCUGUGCGUGGGAUUCCAGUCGGGAUUCCUGAGAUACCCCUUGAAUGGAGAAGGGGGUCCGUACAGCAUGCUCCACUCAAAUGACCACACGCUGUCCUUUAUCACACAUCAGCCGAUGGACGCCAUCUGUGCAGUUGAGAUCUCCAGUAAGGAGUACCUGCUGUGUUUUAACAGCAUCGGGAUAUACACGGACUGCCAGGGCCGGAGAUCCAGACAGCAGGAGCUCAUGUGGCCAGCAAAUCCCUCCUCUUGCUGCUACAAUGCACCGUAUCUCUCCGUGUACAGUGAAAACGCAGUUGACAUCUUCGAUGUGAACUCCAUGGAAUGGAUUCAGACUCUCCCACUCAAAAAGGUUCGGCCCUUAAACAGUGAAGGAUCAUUAAACCUUUUAGGGUUGGAGACAAUUAGAUUAAUAUAUUUCAAAAAUAAGAUGGCAGAAGGGGAUGAGCUGGUGGUUCCCGAAACAUCGGAUAACAGUCGGAAGCAGAUGGUUAGAAAUAUUAACAAUAAGCGACGCUACUCCUUCCGGGUCCCAGAGGACGAGAGGUUGCAGCAGAGGAGAGAGAUGCUGCGAGAUCCAGAAAUGAGAAAUAAAUUAAUUUCUAACCCAACUAAUUUUAACCACAUAGCACACAUGGGCCCAGGAGAUGGGAUACAGAUCCUAAAAGACCUGCCCAUGCCAGGCCUCCCUUAUCCGCCCUCGCUUCACUCCGGCCUCAUCUCCUCUCCGAUCAACUUUGAGCACAUCUAUCACAUGACUGUUAAUUCCGCUGAAAAAUUUCUCUCUCCUGAUUCCAUAAACCCUGAGUAUUCCCCGUCUCUACGCUCUGCCCCCGGUACACCCAGCUUUAUGACUCUGAGGAACCCUCGGCCUCAGGAGAGUCGGACCGUGUUCAGUGGCUCGGUCAGUAUUCCGUCUAUCACCAAAUCCCGCCCUGAACCCGGUCGCUCCAUGAGCGCCAGCAGCGGCCUGUCAGCAAGGUCAUCCGCACAGAACGGCAGUGCGCUAAAGAGAGAAUUCUCUGGAGGGAGCUACAAUGCCAAGUGGCCGCCCAUGCCCUCCCCGUCGGAGGGCUCCCUGUCUUCUGGAGGCAUGGACCAGGGAAGCGACGCCCCGGUCAGGGACUUUGAUGGAGAGGACUCGGAUUCUCCGAGGCAUUCCACGGCCUCCAACAGCUCCAACCUGAGCAGCCCGCCCAGCCCCGCGUCGCCCCGCAAGACCAAGAGCCUCUCCCUGGAGAGCACGGACCGUGGGAGCUGGGACCCGUGA